This is a messenger RNA of Pseudovirgaria hyperparasitica, 1107 nucleotides long. RefSeq lists its product as uncharacterized. The record is from RefSeq and is a predicted model, not a curated record. The coding region runs from base 233 to 1006 and encodes 257 amino acids. The transcript has 3 exons. Lineage: Eukaryota; Fungi; Ascomycota; Dothideomycetes; Acrospermales; Acrospermaceae.
AUCUAGUCCCUCUGGCCGGCGCGGUGGAUUGCAAAUCAAUGGUUGUUGGGUCUGGCGUUGGGCCUGCAGGGCGACGUAAUGCUCCAUUUUAGCUUCUUUAUAUGGAUCCAUCCACUUCGGUCCCCUCUAUAAUCCACUUACCAUCCUCUCAUCUACAGAGCCAGACUCAGAUCAUAAUCUUCACUUCAUCCUUUUCACGUUCGCCGUCUCCUUCAAAUCAUAGCAACCAACAAUGUCGUUCCUCAAAGACGUAAUAUCUGAAUUCACAGGCCAUCACGGCUCUCACGGCAAUUCACACUCCAGUGGCGGCGGUGGCAGUGGUGGCCCAAACGGGCCCCCACCGCCCGUCUCCCCUCCGUGGUACGCCGAAUGGGACUCCCGCGAUGCACGCUGGCUGUUCGUUAACCAGCAGUCCGGUGAGCGAACAUUCAAUUACCCAGGCCCUGGAUACCAGAAUCAAGACAAUUACAACCAAGGCGGCUACAACCAAGGCGGCUACAACCAAAACUACACCCAACAGCCCCAACAAGCAAACCCCUACCCCGAAAACCCACGCCACAACACGCAUAACCAGCACAACGGCCUCAAAUAUGGCGCAGCCGCAGCAGCCGGCGUCGUCGGCGGCGCACUGCUCAUGCACGAAGGCGAGGAAAUGCAAUCCUCCUGGAACCGCGAGAAACACAGCCUUGAGAACGACAUGACCAACCUCGAGACCGACGCCUCCAACUUCCCCGAAGACGCAGCUGAGUGGACAGGGCGCAAGGUGCAGGACGUUGAGGACGACGUGCCGCAAGACAUGGAGAGGCGCUGGGAUAAUGCGGUGCAAGAUGUCGAGGACGUGCCUGAGGAUGUGGCGGGGUGGGCCGGGCGGAAGGUCGGUGAUGUGGAGGGGUUUGGGGAUAGGGUUGAUGAUGCGUAUGAUGAAGGGAGGGAGGAAGGGCGGUACGAUGAUGGGGAUGGUGGUGAUUUUGGGGGCAAUGAUGGAGGGGAUGACGGGGGCUGGUGAGCGGUGACUGGGCGAGGAUUGUUGAAUUAUGUUUUUGUAUUGUUCUUUCACACGACCCCUGACUAGUAGGAGACUUCUUCGUGAGUCGUUUAUAUAUAUAU